GCGAAAGCAGGCCACCAACGCGUCUUGACAUUCAAAAGAAAACCUGGACGUUCGAGGAUGUUGCCAUCAGUGACAGGGUCGUCGACCCGGCCCAUCUCCAUCCUCCUCAUCAACCCAAACUCAACUCCUUCCAUGACAGAAGCCUGCCUCCGGAGUAUAGCAAGCACGCUCCCGCCCCAUGUCACAGUCCAUGGCUUUACAGCACCGUCGACAGCACCAACCGCCAUAGAAGGCCGCGCAGAUGCCGUCCUCUCCGCAGCAGACUGCUUCCGGGCCCUGCACCCCAUAGUCACAGAUCAGUCCCAGCCAGACUUUGACGCCUUCCUGGUCGCGUGCUUCUCCGCACAUCCACUGAUCCCAAUGCUCCGGGAGGAGUUCACGCAGCCCUGCAUCGGGAUCAUGGAGGCGUCGCUGUACGCGAGCAGGAUGUGCGGGGAGAGGCUUAGCGUGAUCACCACAGGGCAGAGAUCGAAGAUCCUGCACGAGGACUCUAUUAAUACGACCUACGGGCUCGGCAAUUUCUCAGCAGGGUGUGCGGCGGCGGACGUUGCGGUGCUGGAGCUAGACUCCCGGCCCAGAGAGGAGGUCUACGAGGGCCUGGCCAACGCGGCAAGGAGGCUGGUGGAGAGGGGGGCGGACUGUAUUUGUCUGGGUUGUGCAGGGAUGACGGAGAUGAGAGAUGUGUGCCAAAAGGCCGUGGGCAUGGCGGACAGGGAGGUCAUGGUUGUCGACGGCGUGGCUGUUGGAGUGCACUUCCUGGCUGGACUAGUGAGUGAAGGAUUGGGCACCGCCAAGGGCGGUUUGUAUCGCAGCUCAGCUACUGGGAGGGAGAAGCGAGGGCAGAGUUGGAUUUAA
Molecule: messenger RNA, 855 nt
Organism: Diaporthe batatas
Lineage: Eukaryota; Fungi; Ascomycota; Sordariomycetes; Diaporthales; Diaporthaceae
Exons: 1
Coding region: 58-855 (265 amino acids)
Source: RefSeq, a predicted model, not a curated record